CCUUCACCACUCUAAUAAUCCCAGCAGGACCUGGGAAUAACAGGCAAGCUUCUGUUAUCGUACCAUCUCCAUCACUAUGCUUGAUGCAGGCUCCUGUAUUAUCACACCAACUUUCUGUUGACGGCUUGUAGGGUACAAGACGCCUGUUGCUUAUGAAUGAAUGAAUCAAUCUAUUCUUUAAGUGACCUGUUCUGUGGAGCCUCAGCUGAAUUCAACCACCAGACUCUGUUCUACCGUAAGAUAUCAAAGACCGGUCAGAGCCACCAGUGAAGACGCAGAGAAAGAUGUAAAUACCCCAUGUUCCCCAAGUAUCGGAGCAUCAUCCUCAAAAUCCCACCUUCCUGAGUAUGCUGCUGGCCGGCCAUGCCUUUCUUGGACUGGUACCUUCGUCGCUCACUGGCAACAUGGCUGCUUUUACACAGUUUGGUCCUCAUGUCUCUCUGUUUCCAGCCAGCAACAACAUUUCCCAAAGGAUGUCAUUCCUCCCAGGAGGACGGGUACAAGAUUCUGAGGUGCAGCAAUGCCCAGCUCACAGAAGUACCCAAAGACAUUCCUAAUGACACUAAUCGCCUAUAUUUAGACUUCAACCAGAUAACCUACCUCCCUUCAGAUGCUUUCCGUAACCUCCCUGUUCUAAUGGAGCUAGAUAUUUCACACAACUCAUUGGGUCACUUGGAGGUUACUGCUCUCAGGGGUUUAAGCGAUCACUUACUCUCACUGGACCUGUCUUCCAACAAGCUAGUAUCAGUCAACAAGGAGGUCUUUGCUAACUUAAAGGCCAGAACAAAUCUUUCUGGCAACCCUUGGAUGUGUGACUGUGAUCUUCAGGAAUUGAUCAGGAUGGUUGAACUGGACCCAAGUUCCUCCAAUGGGAUUGUCUGUGCUAGUUCUGUGCUAGAGGAGCAUGCUGGAAAACCCUUCCUGCAGGUGGUUAAAGAUGUGGACCUGUGCAAUGCCUAUAAGAAGACCACAGAUGUGGCCAUGUUGGUCACAAUGUUUGGAUGGUUUGCUAUGGUUAUCUCAUACUUGGUGUAUUAUGUACGCCAGAACCAGGAGGAUGCCCGACGCCACCUUGAGUACCUCAAAUCCCUGCCAAGCAAGCAGAGACAGAAUGAGGAACCUUCUACUCUAAGCACUGUGGUUUGACUUUUCAAGAGACUUAAAGUUAUGGGUGAUGUAAUUUUUGGUAUUCACACACCCUAUGACUUAACACAUAAGCUGGAAAGUAAUCUUAAUGCUGCCAUUUCAGAGUUUCAUAAUAUUACGAAACACGAUGUACUGUUCUCAUACUUUCUAAAACUUGUACAAAAACUAUUCUUACCAUUUAUGUUGAUAGGUAUACUAUACCCACAUACAAAUGACCAAAUACAGUAUAGACAGAAUAUGUAGAGUUAAAGAUAACUUUGUAACACCUAAUAUUUAGGUGGACUUUUACCAUGGUUUAUGGACCACCAACAUCAAUCAACAAGAUCAUACAUACAUAAACCAUACAUUUAUGUUCAUACAUUACCCAAGGCUAAUUAAAAAUCUCUUCAAAGUGAAGAGUAUCAAAAGUGGUUUUAUAGGAAAGUACAAUUAGAUAGUGAUCACUAGAGUUAACCUUCUAAGGCCAU
Molecule: messenger RNA, 1613 nt
Organism: Bufo bufo (common toad)
Lineage: Eukaryota; Metazoa; Chordata; Amphibia; Anura; Bufonidae
Gene: LRRC3C
Product: leucine rich repeat containing 3C
Exons: 2
Coding region: 364-1146 (260 amino acids)
Cellular component (GO): plasma membrane
Molecular function (GO): protein binding
Source: RefSeq, a predicted model, not a curated record